AUCUUCAGUGUGGGCACCCGCUGUGACAGCUUGCUUCUUCACAGCUGGGUGCCCACUGCGCAUGUGCUAGAAGCGUGUCUGCAGUCUCUGGUCAUCUCCUGUACUAUGUCCGCAGUCUCUGGUCAUCUCCUGUACUAUGUCUGCAGUGUCUGGUCAUCUAUUGUACUAUGUUCGCAGUCUCUGGCCAUCUCCUGUACUAUGUCCGCAGUCUCUGGUCAUCUCCUGUACUGUGUCCGCAGUCUCUGGUCAUCUCCUGUACUGUGUCCGCAGUGUCUGGUCAUCUCCUGUAGUAUGUCCGCAGUCUCUGGUCAUCACCUGUACUGUGUCCGCAGUGUCUGGUCAUCUCCUGUACUGUGUCCGCGCUCUCUGGUCAUCUCCUGUACUGUGUCCGCAGUCUCUGGUCAUCUCCUGUACUGUGUCCGCAGUGUCUGGUCAUCUCCUGUAGUAUGUCCGCAGUCUCUGGUCAUCACCUGUACUGUGUCCGCAGUCUCUGGUAAUUUCCUGUACUGUGUCCGCAGUCUCUGGUAAUUUCCUGUACUGUGUCCGCAGUCUCUGGUCAUCUCCUGUACUGUGUCCGCAGUCUCUGGUCAUCUCCUGUACUGUGUCUGCCGUCUUUGGUCAUUUCUUGUACUAUGUCUACAGUCUCUGGUCAUCUCCUGUACUAUGUCUGCUGUCAACUGGU
This is a messenger RNA of Staurois parvus, 682 nucleotides long. NCBI's taxonomy places the organism in Eukaryota, Metazoa, Chordata, Amphibia, Anura, Ranidae. The record is from the annotation of a GenBank genome assembly.